Neolamprologus brichardi is the source of this 1433-nucleotide messenger RNA. It is a transcript of the gene hdhd3, whose product is annotated as haloacid dehalogenase-like hydrolase domain containing 3. The record is from RefSeq and is a predicted model, not a curated record. Gene Ontology annotation, cellular component: nucleus. Lineage: Eukaryota; Metazoa; Chordata; Actinopteri; Cichliformes; Cichlidae.
GGCAGUAGCAGCCGCCACUCAGAGAACAGAGUGGAAAAGAGGACGAAGAAGAAAGCAGGCAGCUAACUUUAGUCGCUGUUUAUUUUCGUUGACAGCUGAGAAGACUUCAGUAACAUUUCGGCAUUUUUCUAAUUUGAGGUUUUUGCUGUAAGGUGAAGCUUUGGCCUCUGCUGUUAAACUGCUGUGUGCUGACAGAUUAGAGAUCAACAUGAGGUCAUUGCACACUGACCACUCAGUCCUCCUUGAAAAUAAUAUCGCCAUUCUUGGAAGAUCAGACACCUCUGCACGUGGAUAGUAGAAGGAUCUGAAGUAUUUCAAUAGCAUUAGACGACCCGCGCAGCACCGUGGUAUGAUGGUUAGUACCGUUGUCCUAUCGCAAGAAGGUCCUGAGUUCCUCCACCAUCUGGGCAGAACCUUUCUGCGUGUGAUGCGAGCUCCUCUGCGCUGGGUGCUAUGGGAUGUGAAGGACACCCUGCUGAAGGUGCGCUCAUCUGUGGGAGAGCAGUACUGCAAGGAGGCACAGCGUAUGGGCUUGAGCCUCAGUCCUGUGGAGGUCGACGCCGCUUUCCGGCAGGUUUAUCGACAGUAUUCCAGUAGAUACCCAAACUAUGGCAUCAGUCAGGGCCUGAAUGGACAGUCAUGGUGGAGGGGGGUGGUGCGGGACACUCUCUCUCAGUGUGGUGUACAGGAGCCAGAGUUGCUAAACACAAUAGCCAACAAUCUUUACCACAAAUUCUGCAGCGCAGAUAACUGGGAGGUAUUUCCAGACUCAAAGAAGGCUCUGGAGAGUUGUUCUUCUCUUGGACUGAAGCUGGGUGUGGUGUCCAACUUUGACAACCGCCUGGAAGCCAUCCUACACGUUUGUGGGCUGCUGUCAUACUUUAGCUUUUUAAUAACAUCAGAAGAGGCUGGUGUAGCAAAGCCCAGUCCAGCCAUCUUUAGUCAGGCACUGCAAAAAUGUGGUGUGCCAGCUGAUAGAGUAGCUCAUAUUGGGGACCAUUAUGUUAAUGAUUACCUCACUUCUCGGUCUAUGGGUAUUCACGGCUUCCUUUUAGAUAGACAUAAGGAUGGCCAACUAGAUGUUCCUCGAGAGCAUCGGCUGAGUUCACUGGAUGAGCUGCCGUCACGGCUCCAGCAGCAUAUGAACUAACAUGAGUCAUAAGAUAAGAUAACCUUUAGUCCCACACGUGGGAAAUUUGUUUGGUUACAGUAGAAACAAAUGGUGUCAAGUGAAAUCUACUCAGAACAAACUGGCUUAAUUAGCGAAAUAAUGUAUGGACUGUUGACUUAAGUAUAUCAAACUACUUCAUCCUCAUAAGACAAAUGAAAUGCUGAUAGAAAAAUGUAAUGUAAAAUGUAAGAAAUAUUAACAUUGUAUGGUUAUAUGUAUGUGCACCUUUCAUGUCUUUGUAUUAUAAAAUAUGUUGGGAAAA